AUGGUUAAAUCUUUCAAAAACAAGAAUUCACACCAAUGUGAUGUAUGUGAAAAAUCUUUUAUCAAGGCAAGUGUUCUUAAAGCUCACAUGAGAGUCCAUACUAGAGAGAAACCUUUCAAAUGUGAUGUUUGUAAAAAGUGUUUUACACAGGCAUGUACACUCAAUGUUCACAAGAGAAUUCAUACUGGAGAGAAACCUUACCAAUGUGAUGUUUGUAAAAAGUGUUUUACUACGUCAUGUAAACUUAAACAUCACACUAAAGUUCAUACUGGAGAGAAACCUUAUAAAUGUGAAGUUUGUGAAAAAUGUUUUACCAUGAAAGACAAUCUUAAAGUUCACAUGAGAACACAUACUGGAGAGAAACCUUAUAAAUGUGAUAUUUGUAAAAGAGAUUUUGCCGUCGCAAAUUAUCUAUAUGUUCACAUGAAAACACAUACUGGAGAAAAACCUUAUAAAUGUGAUGUUUGUAGAAAAAGGUUUUCUAUUGCAUAUUUACUUAAAGUUCACAAGAGAAUACAUGAAGAUGUAAAGCCUUACCAAUGUGAAGUUUGUGAAAAGUAUUUUACUGUACACAGUUCACUUAAAGUUCACAGGAGAACACAUGCUGGAGAGAAACCUUACCAAUGUGAUGUUUGUACAAUUUUUUUUACCAGGAAAACCAAUCUUAAAGUUCACAUGAGAAUACAUACUGGAGAGAAACCAUAUAAAUGUGAAGUUUGCGACACGCACUUUUCUCAGACAAGCAGUCUAAAUAUACACAUGAGAAUUCAUACUGGAGAGAAACCUUACCAAUGUAAUGUUUGUAAAAAGCGUUUUUCCCGAUCAAACGAUCUUAAUAUUCAUAUGAGAAAACAUACUGGAGUAAAACCAUACCAAUGUGAUGUUUGUAAUAAAUGGUUUUCAUGGAAAGCAUCGUUGGACAAUCACAUGAGAUUUCAUACUGGAGAAAAACCUUUCAAAUGUGAUGUUUGUAGAAAGUGUUUUACUUUGAAAUCAUCACUCAAGUACCACUUGAGGAAACAUACUGGAGAAAAGCCAUACAAAUGUGAUGUUUGUAAAAAAUGUUUUACUAGAGUACAAAGUCUUAAUGUUCAUUUCAAAAUUCAUACUGGAGAGAAACCUUAUAAAUGUGAUGUUUGUAAGAAGUGUUUUACCUGGAAAACGUCGUUUAAUUAUCACAAGAGAACUAAAUCUGAAUGUAAAAACUGA
Molecule: messenger RNA, 1209 nt
Organism: Lottia gigantea (owl limpet)
Lineage: Eukaryota; Metazoa; Mollusca; Gastropoda; Lottiidae
Exons: 1
Coding region: 1-1209 (402 amino acids)
Source: RefSeq, a predicted model, not a curated record